Molecule: messenger RNA, 3736 nt
Organism: Nomia melanderi (Alkali bee)
Lineage: Eukaryota; Metazoa; Arthropoda; Insecta; Hymenoptera; Halictidae
Source: RefSeq, a predicted model, not a curated record
CAUGGCCACCUGAUAAUGUAGCAGACGAUACAGGUGGUAUGAAAAAUUGUAAAUAAAAUUCGGUUCUAGCUUGAAUUAUGAGUGGACGUGUGCAAAAAGAUAGCUCCGAUGAUUCUGAUCGUGUUGACGAUGCGGUGGAUCCUAGAGUACAGAUUUGCCAUAGUAACGCUAUACUACUGAGUCUGUAAAAACUGGAAGUUAAUGAAUUGAACUUGAAAGAUUAAAUACUGCUACCGAUGAUAUCAACAAGCUUGAAGUUGAUUUGGAUGAGGCAAGAGCAACUUUUAGAGAAUUACUCUGUGAAUCCACAUUGAAGAUUGAUAGUUUAGCUAAGAAACUUGGUGCUUGUAUCGAGAAAUCUAGGCCAUAUUACGAUGCCAGGUUCAAAGCCAAAGAAGCUUUACAAGAAACGCAGAAAGCUGCUAUUAGAUUUGAAAGGGCUAACAGCCAGCAUGCAGCAGCUAAAGAAAUGGUUUAUUUAGCUGAAGAAGGUUUAAGAACAGAGGGAAGAUGUUUUGACCAUGCUUGGCAGGAAAUGUUAAAUCAUGCAACUGCAAGAGUUAACGAGUCCGAACACGAGAGAGCUUUAUCGGAAGCAGAACACAGACAUACUACUGCUUUGUAUCAUAAAGCUGAACAUGAAGUGCAAAGUUUGCAACGCGAAUUAAAGCGUGCGAUUGCUAAAUCUAGACCAUAUUACGAGAUGAAAGCACACUUUAAUCAAAUGCUAGAGGAACAAAAACUGAGAGUGAGCGCGCUUGAAAGAUCAGUAGGUGAAGCUAAAAUGACUUAUGCAGAAGCACUAAGAAACUUAGAAAAAAUUAGCGAUGAAAUCCAUAGGACUAGAAGGUAUGACGGAACUGACGACUGCAUUAAACAAUCAAGAGACAUACUUGACCAGACUGGUACUCAAUCUAAGACAACAGACUCGACAGAUUCUAGCGUAACUGGAUCACCUGAUAGUACAGAUUAUAUUAGCGAUGAAUACUUGCAUCUUCCCGAUAAAAUUAGUCCUAAUACCCCAUGUCCUGUGCCUACAAGAAUUGACAGAGAACCUUCUUCUGAAUAUCUGGGCCUAAACAAUCUGAACCUCUCAUCCACGGAACCUCGAAAGUACAUAAAACGUGACCGUCCAAAGAGCAUUGCAGCAACAGACUCGAAACAUAUCAUAUCAUUAAAUCAAACCAGUUCUUCGACAUCGCGAUUGUCAGACCUGUCAAGCAUUAUUUCGCCCAUAGAAAAACGAGUUACUAUUCAGACACCGGCAGAGACGAACAAUACUAACACAACAGCACAGAAUGGUGAAGAGUGGACGGAGAUCAGCUUGAACAAUUCUCCAGACGAGGUUUAUUACAACAAUGAAGUAUACUCGGACGAAGAAGAUCAAAUUCCUUAUAAACCGCUACCAAUGGACUUGAGUCCGGAAGCUACUCAUCCAACAGUUAGCGCUGGAGGUAUUCAGCCAUUCUCUGAUGCACCUAGUCGGAAGAAGUUAAUAACACAAAAAUCGUUACCUGCUAUGUCGAAAGGAAACGAAGUGACUUUGAGCGCGGAAAAGAAGUCAGAAGUCACAAGGAGUCCAUCUACAAAAAGCAAGAGUAAGUUGGAUAGCAGUUUAGCUAACUGGAUAACUCGAAGUUCGGCUGGUGGAGAGGCUAGUGGCGGAAGUUCAGCAAACUCUAGCAGGAGGCAAUCACUCGACAUGUUAUGGAGCGCUGGAACUGGAGAACGGGUGAAAGAGUUACUCAAUCAUGGAAUGAUGAUGUUGAACAUAUCCAGCCUUACCGAAAGACGUUCCAGCGAACCGAGAACAAUUGAGAAAGAUAAAGAGAGGUCUGAGAAAUGCGAGAAAGUAGAAGGAAAAGGCAAAAAGGUUCCUAGUCCAUUAGAAAAGACACUAACUUAUUUAAAUGCAGAUGAAGAGACGUCUGAUAGUGAAAGUUUAGCAAGCGUGGAGAUGUUAACGGAAGAUCAGAUUUCGUCGCUUAUGAUGGAACCCGACAUGAAUCAAGUAUGCCAGGAGAUUUUAGGAACUCCUUUGGUCGAAGUGUGUCCAUUGUUGCAACAGUUACAGCAACAACAAUAGCAGUUCCAUCGACGGAAAUGGUUCGAUUGAAUUGAAACUAUACAACAAUAGAAAGUGUUCAGAAACCAUGAUAAAGGAACGAACUAGUUAAGGUAUAGCUUUAUUUAUAAUUGAAUUUGCCACGUAAUUAGUUCCUGCACCUUCAUUAAUCGCAACAGAAACAGAGGACUUAAUUUUCUGUCCAGUCUCAUAGGAACAUACUUGAAUCCAUGACAUCGGUGCGAAUCAUAAAAGUCGUACACUUAUGUUUCACUUCAAUUAGAAAUGAUUUGUACAUACUUAUUAACGUUGGUACAAGUUUUUCAUAUUAUAUACAAUUGUUUGAGUUGAAUUAUUGGCGUGCUGUAUACAUAAUACUGUGAAUAUCUUAAAGCCUAAGAAGAAUUUCUGUGCGUAUGUUCACGGAAACAAUUCAGUUCUUACUUGGAACAGUUUAAGUACCAUUCCAUUGAAUUCGUUUCACAAGUUGUAUCCAGCAUACAAUGGGAAUACUCGGUCGAUCAGAGAAGCAAUAUAUAGUGAAUUUUAGAUAGUUGUAUCAUUCGUGAAAAAGAGUGAGCAGUCUUUCGUUUAUGUACAUUCACAAUGUACGGUAUGUAAGAAAGAAUACUAAAUGGAAUUCUUUUUCUCGUCGGUUCAUUAAAAGGGUUUUACUGUUUUAAAAGAUUCGUGUCUGUCUGUGUUGAGAGUACUAUUAUAUAAGCAAUUCGUUUUUUUAUAUUAAAGAGCAACACCAGCUGAAAAUUGUAAUUAUGCAAAUUAUAUACAGAAUGAGGUGGUGGGCUCUUCUUUGAAGCGCUAAGUAGAAUUUGUUUAGAUAAGAUGACAUGAUUCUAAAUAGAAGAUUUGCGGCUUCGAUGAGCAUACUGUUUCACAUACCAAGCUUUAAGAAUUACUGAUUGUAAUAGUGUUCAUCUGCCAAGCUCAGCAAAAACAUUUUGAAUGAAUCUUUCCUCAAAUCUGAUGAGAUAUAAAUAUAUAUAUAUAUAUAUAGAUAAUUUAUUGAAUUAAGUACCUUGUAGAUGUCAAGAUAUAUAAAUAUUUGAAGUAUAAUAUAUUCAAAUGAUCAUAUAUGAAACUAGACAAUUCAACCAAAAGUUAACUGUAAAGUGAAUAUUUAUAAAUGAUCCCAUUAUUUUAACAGAAUGUUCAGGCUAUAAGUUAAGAAUACAUCUUAAACCAUUUUUUCCACUAUAUGAUUCCAUACAGUCAUUUAGUAUUCAUUUUACAUAUUUAUUUGGUUGGAUUGUCUAUUCGCAGUAACAAAGUAGUUUAAAUGAAAGAUGCAUGCAAUAUGCUAUUUACAGAGAGUAAUAUAUACAUAUACAGAUGUAUAUAUGCAUAUGCAGAUAUUUAUUUAUUUUUAUUACAUAAUUUCCUGCAAGCAAUAUUUAUUAAUUUUUUAAACAAGAUAUUAUGUACACAAAAAAAUCUAUACCAAAGAAAAAUGAAGUGCAAUUUAUGAACAAAAAAUUAAUAUGCAUUAACUGUUUAUUUAAUUGAAUAGACUUAGAAAAUUUUACCAAGUGAUCAGUAAAUAUGGGUUCAAAUUAACUUAUAAGUUCAUAAUACAGUUUUUAUAAUAAAGUUAUAAAAUAAUGCCAUAUAUGUAUAUAUAUGUAUGUAUACAUAUAUGAAUUGUACAAAAAA